Penicillium soppii is the source of this 492-nucleotide messenger RNA. RefSeq lists its product as uncharacterized. The transcript has 3 exons. The record is from RefSeq and is a predicted model, not a curated record. The annotation marks the transcript as partial. Gene Ontology annotation, molecular function: D-alanine-D-alanine ligase activity. NCBI's taxonomy places the organism in Eukaryota, Fungi, Ascomycota, Eurotiomycetes, Eurotiales, Aspergillaceae. Gene Ontology annotation, biological process: peptidoglycan biosynthetic process.
UCAGCCGUGCAAGAGCUGAGAAACAAAUUUCCGGGCCAGGAUAUCUUAGUGGAAACGUUCCUGCCGGGCCGUGAACUAACCGUGAGCAUUCUAGGAACGGGUGAAGAUAGCCGCGAGUUGGAAUAUGCCAGCAGACGGAGCAAAUCCAGUAAAGCAAACCUGCUCGUCUGUCAAGAUCACGAUUUGACCCAUCCGCAAAUCCAAGCCGCCUGUAUCGUGUCUCUAGAUGCGUGGAAGCUCUUCGGCUGUCGGGAUGCCGGUCGUGUUGACAUUCGCUUUGACUCGAACGAAUCGGACGCUGUUCCAAACAUUUUGGAGGCUCAUAUCUUCGUUGCGCAGGUGAACCCGAUUUCCGGCUUGCUUCCGGUCCAUUCGCCACUGCCGGGUAGCGCCGAGAGCAAUGGUAUCUCGUACGCAGAGCUGUUGGAAGCCAUUAUUGAAAUUGCCCUCCGACGCUACGCUCCAACGGUUUUUGUCAACGGGAACUCAUGA